This is a messenger RNA of Punica granatum (pomegranate), 2061 nucleotides long. The record is from RefSeq and is a predicted model, not a curated record. Lineage: Eukaryota; Viridiplantae; Streptophyta; Magnoliopsida; Myrtales; Lythraceae.
GUUAGGGUUUCAGCCCAAUAUGGAGCCCAAUAUGGUUUGGGCCUCUAUUGAGUCCAAGCCCGCAAACUCAGGCCCAUUAUUAUUAUUUACCAAAAAUAACAAAAAAUUAAAAUUAAAAUGAAAAAAUCUCCCUUCUUUCUCCCUCGCUUAUCAAUGUCCUCUGCUUCUGCUUUGUCCUCUUCCAUAGCUUCUUUGCUCAACUGAGCUGAAAUUCACCAUUUCCGCUCUCGACGGAGCUCCUUCAAUGGCGAUUCUUGCUCAACUCCCGAACCCCAACCUUUUCUCCUCCCUCCCAUCAACUCCGCCGAAGGCCCAAGACGGCCACCCCAACGGUCCCGCCAUUCCUCCCCCGCCCAUCCCCAUCCCCAAGUACCCACCCCCCCUCAGGUCCCAGAGACCCAAAGAGCCCCCGAAUGCAAAACCGCCUCAAAACCCAGCCUUGAAGGCCGCCCACCGCAAUACCAGGUACUACAAGCCGGUCCGAGACGGGGAGGAGAUCGUCUCACCGGAUGGUGACCGGUCGGUCUUAAUCGGGGAGUCGGGCAUGUCGUAUCUCCUGCCUGGGGCCCCCUUCGAGUUCCAGUUUAGCUACUCGGAGACCCCCAAGGUAAAGCCAAUCGCGUUAAGAGAGCCGGCUUUUCUGCCCUUUGCGCCACCCACCAUGCCUAGGCCAUGGACGGGGAAGGCGCCACUGAAGUCUAAGCACGAGAAGGAGAAGAAGAAAAAGAUUCCGCUUUUCGAUUCGUUUAAUCCACCGCCACCGGGGAAGAAAGGCGUGAAGUAUGUGGAAAUGCCUGGACCCUUUCCUUUCGGGAAGUACCCGAAGGAAGGAAUAUCGAGGGAGGAAGUCCUGGGGGAGCCUCUGAAGAAGUGGGAGAUCAAGAUGCUCGUUAAGCCUUACUUGUCCGAUAAUCGCCAGGUUAAUCUUGGUAGAGAUGGCCUGACACAUAACAUGUUGGAGCUCAUACAUUUGCACUGGAAGAGACGCAGAGUCUGUAAGGUUCGAUGUAGAGGUGUCCCAACAGUUGAUAUGAAUAAUAUCUGUCAUCAUCUCGAGGAGAAGACUGGAGGAAAAGUUAUAUAUAGAAUUGGUGGUGUAGUGUACCUAUUUCGAGGAAGAAACUACAACUACCAGACUCGUCCUCAGUAUCCUGUGAUGCUGUGGAAACCUGCUGCUCCAGUAUACCCAAAGCUUAUACAAGAAGCACCAGAAGGACUAACAAAAGAGGAAGCCGGUGAAUUACGGAACAAAGGGAAAAAACUCACACCGAUUUGUAAAUUAUCGAAAAAUGGAAUAUAUUUGACCCUUGUAAGGGAUGUGCGGAAUGCUUUUGAAGAGAGUCCGCUAGUGAAGGUUGACUGCAAGGGAAUGCACGCCAGUGAUUACAAGAAGUUGGGUGCUAAGCUUAAGGAAUUGGUUCCGUGUGUCCUGCUUUCUUUUGAUGACGAGCAAAUAUUGAUGUGGAGGGGGCGAGAUUGGAAAUCCAUGUAUCCCGAACCUCCAUCAGCUCAUAUACCUUUUCAAAGUGAAGAACCACUCGAAGAAUGCAGCAAUAAUGACGGCAAGACAGUAAUUUCGAGCCCCAAAAUGAUGUCUCUCUGGAAGCGUGCGCUUGAAUCAAGCAAGGCCCUGUUGCUGGACGAGAUCGAUCUCAGUCUCGAUGACCUUUUGAAGAGAGUGGAAGAGUUCGAGGGCGUUUCACAGGCCGCAGAGCAUACCUUUCCCGCCUAUGUAUUGUCAAGCGAAAGAACCAUUGGUAGUUCAGCUGAAGCUUCUGAAGAUGGUUCUGAAACCGAAUGCUUCAGUGAAUUUGGAACCUCUAGUGGUGAAGAGGAAUACGAUGAUGAUAAUUACGACUCUGAUUUAUUUGAAGAGGCCAAGUUCUCUCCUCCUUUAGGGGAGCUGCCGGUUGAUCGGUUAGUGAAUAAGCUCUUGGAGGAAUAGGAAAGACUAAAAAUUGCAUGACACUCUAUAGAUGAUGCUAUCUGUAUGUAGCUGAUGGUUAUAGAACAAUGUGUUUACAUUAAAACAAGUGUUGAUAUAAUACGAAUUAACUGCAA